AUGAUCACAGAUAUACAGCUCRCCAUCUUGGCCAACAUACUGAUCCAUGUGUUGCUCUUCUUGUUUGUGGUUCUCUAUCACUAUGUAGCUGUCAAUAAUCCCAAAAAGAAGCAAUGA
Messenger RNA from Urocitellus parryii (Arctic ground squirrel), 117 nucleotides. The record is from RefSeq and is a predicted model, not a curated record. Lineage: Eukaryota; Metazoa; Chordata; Mammalia; Rodentia; Sciuridae.